CUGUAAGUAUGGUAACGCCGUCCUAAGGUAACUCAUGAGCUUGCAUAAAAAUCAAAAAGGGAGCAGUCAUAAGCCACAGGACAAAUUUUGGAAGUCAAAUCCCACUUGCUUUUUUUUUAAAUAUACUUUUUCUUUUAUAGAUUAUAAAUGUCAGCAUAUAAAGCAGUAACCAAGAAGAAUUCUGAAGACAAGAGAAUUAACAAACAGAGAGUCAUGAUGCUCUGCUCUCGUGGCGUCACUUAUCGCUACCGACAUCUUAUGAAUGAUCUUGAAGGUUUACUUCCUCAUUCCAAAAAAGACGCCAAGCUUGAUACAAAGAACAACUUGUAUAUCUUGAACGAAUUGGCUGAUCUCAACAAUUGUAACAAUGCUGUAUUUUUUGAAACCAGAAAGAAGCAGGAUCUGUAUGUUUGGAUGGCCAAGACACCUAAUGGCCCUUCUGCCAAAUUCCACCUUCAGAACUUGCAUACGAUGGAUGAAUUAAAGAUGACGGGUAAUUGUCUCAAGGGAUCUAGACAUAUUUUGUCAUUUGACAAGACGUUUGAUUCUGCACCUCACUGGAGUUUAUUAAAAGAAUUACUGGGUCAAAUAUUCAAUGUGCCCAAGGGAUCAAGACGCUCAAAGCCUUUCAUUGACCAUGUAUUGUCAUUUUCUAUUGUAGAUAACCGUAUCUGGUUCAGAAAUUAUCAGAUUGUUGAAAAGAAUAAGCAGAAUACACCAGACUUUAGUCAUUUAGAUAAAGGCGAGAUGUCUCUAGUAGAAAUUGGUCCUCGAUUCUGUAUGACUCCCAUCAGAAUCUUUGAAGGUUCUUUUGGUGGGCCUACUGUAUUCGAGAAUCCUGAAUUCGUUCAUCCCAACUUUGUUCGUGCUGCUAUGCGUAAGAGUAAGCUUGUGAAAUAUGCUGCUAGACAAAAGAACAACAUGGAACGUAAUGCUCGUCUCUCUAUGGCAAAGGAAAGCCGAGAAACCGAGAUUAGCGACAAGUCUGUCUUCAAAUAAAGCUGUAAUAUAAUAAUAAAGCAUCCUUAAUUUGUUCCAUACGAUGUGCAGACCAUCUAUUCUUUUUUAGACACAUCCUUGAAAAC
Molecule: messenger RNA, 1085 nt
Organism: Rhizopus microsporus ATCC 52813
Lineage: Eukaryota; Fungi; Mucoromycota; Mucoromycetes; Mucorales; Rhizopodaceae
Product: Brix-domain-containing protein
Exons: 3
Coding region: 148-999 (283 amino acids)
Biological process (GO): ribosomal large subunit assembly; rRNA processing
Cellular component (GO): nucleolus
Molecular function (GO): rRNA binding
Source: RefSeq, a predicted model, not a curated record